This is a messenger RNA of Choloepus didactylus (southern two-toed sloth), 1905 nucleotides long. It is a transcript of the gene RERG, whose product is annotated as RAS like estrogen regulated growth inhibitor. The record is from RefSeq and is a predicted model, not a curated record. The coding region runs from base 393 to 992 and encodes 199 amino acids. The transcript is spliced from 5 exons. NCBI's taxonomy places the organism in Eukaryota, Metazoa, Chordata, Mammalia, Pilosa, Megalonychidae. Gene Ontology annotation, molecular function: GTP binding; GTPase activity.
CAUCCCCGCAGUGGCGCUCAGGGGCUCCGGCGGCGCUGAGCUCGUGUCUUGCCGCAGUCCCCGGGCCGCUAGUAGGAGCGAGAGUCUGGAGGCGAGUCUGGAGACCCCCGCACAUGCUCUGGCACUUGCUGCUCCUGCCGCCUCCACCCGCGAUCGCAGCAACUCGGAAACGCACCCUGCAGACUGGGCUGCGCAGCGUGGCGAGUUCGUGAUAUCUGGAGACCGGAUCCUAACUUGCAGGGAACCGCGGCUCUUCCCGGCCUGGAGAUUGUGAACAGGACUAUAGACUCGUCCAAGAUUUUCAGUGAUAUGGUGAAUCCAGAGGCUGGAACCAAAAAGAUUUGCUCAGCUCUGUGCUUUUAACAACAGUGAAUUGUCUGCUGACACUCAUCAUGGCUAAAAGUGCAGAGGUCAAAUUGGCAAUAUUUGGAAGAGCAGGAGUGGGCAAGUCAGCUCUUGUAGUGAGAUUUCUGACCAAACGGUUCAUCUGGGAAUACGAUCCCACCCUCGAGUCAACCUACCGACACCAAGCAACUAUUGAUGAUGAAGCUGUUUCCAUGGAGAUACUAGAUACCGCUGGCCAGGAAGACACCAUUCAGAGGGAAGGACACAUGCGAUGGGGGGAAGGCUUUGUGCUUGUCUAUGACAUUACUGACCGAGGAAGUUUUGAGGAAGUGUUACCACUUAAGAACAUCCUGGAUGAGAUCAAAAAGCCUAAGAAUGUGACUCUCAUCUUGGUUGGAAAUAAAGCUGACUUGGACCACUCCAGACAGGUUAGUACAGAAGAAGGGGAGAAGCUGGCCACGGAAUUGGCAUGUGCUUUUUAUGAGUGUUCUGCCUGCACUGGAGAAGGGAACAUCACAGAGAUAUUCUACGAGCUGUGCCGGGAGGUGCGUCGCCGGAAGAUGGUCCAGGGCAAGACGAGGCGACGCAGCUCCACCACGCAUGUCAAGCAGGCCAUCAACAAGAUGCUCACCAAAAUCAGUAGUUAAGCAGCUCUGUUCUUGAGGUGGGCGGGUGAUUGGAAACACUCUCUCACCUGUUUUUCCCCUUCCAAAAAUUAAAGCAAAUUAUUCUUUAUUUUGACUGUUGGAAAUGUCUGGACUCCCAUUGUUCUCAGACUCAUAUAUUGGGAUAUUUUACAAUGUUUUAUGCAAUUUCAGUGCUGACAAUUUCUCCCUUUCUUGCUUGAAUAGGAUACACUCUAAUGCAGUUUGAAUGUGUAACCACCAGAGAUUGCAAAUUGGCUGGGUUUGUAUUAAGCUGUUUUUAGUAUCUUCACCUUGCUUAAAUAGGCUGAAGUAUUUUCAAAGGCAUUUUUAAAUUGCAUGUCUUGUCAAAGACUACAAAUGAUUAUCUUAAAAGUCUAAGAUAACAGAAUACCCAGUAAAUAAAACAGGAAGAGUAGCUUAGCUAUUAGAGCAGGGAAAAGAGCCUUAGUUCCCAUUUGAAAUGAGGAUUUUUUGAAUUAUUUUAAAUCAUCUAAUUUUAUUUAAUCCUUUAUUAUAUUCUUAAAUCUAAGCAUGUUCUCACUAAGAUUUUCCUCUGUAAUCAAGAGUUCUGUUUCAAUUUGAGUUGGUUCUCUCAAUGAAAGAUCUGUUGAUUACUACACCCUAAUUCUUCUUCCUUAGAUCAGACAAGAUUUUAAUUAUAACAACCUCUCAAUCCAGUUCCUGUGUGGCCGUUCUCACCAAGUCAAGGAUGAUGUAAAAACGUUAGGAAUCUUUUCACCAAACCUUGAUUUUAUUGAAUGCUAGUAGAGAAUUUAGUGUUUAAAGUUGUCUGCUUCAUUUAUCACUUUAGUAGAAAUACAAGAGUCCAAAAAAAAAACAGAAAACUUAAGAAUGAAUUUUAACUACCCCUCCUUUGAUGAGCCAAGGCUCUGUAUCCAACACAGUCAGAAAA